GUUUAUAUAUAUAUACAUAUAUAUACUUAAAACCAUGCAUAUCGAGGAAUCUGUCUCACAAUCCCAUCUAUCUGGACCCACCCCCGCCAUUUGACGUAAUCCCGAGCCUCCACUAACAUCAACACCAACCUUACCUUACUCCUCCAACAUACCCAUACCAAACUGCAACAAUGUCACGCAAAGGCGUAGGCCUUGCGGCCUUUGACCGCUCACGUCUCACAUCAGCACAAUUCGCAUCUCAUGGCUCCUCACUGCGCGCCAACAACGCCCAAGCCCUCGAAACUCAGCUCGCCGUGUUCCGCUCCCUCCUCCAGCAGUUCGCAAACACACACGCUCGCGAUAUCCGCUCCGAUCCCGCUUUUCGCGCCCAAUUUGCUCGCAUGUGCGCUGCCAUCGGCGUAGAUCCACUAGCGAGCAGCAAUAGCAACAGUAGCUCGGACGGAAGCUCCAUAUGGGCCCAGUUACUCGGAAAGACGGUCAACGAUUUCUACUUUGAGCUCGCCGUCAGGAUUGUUGAGGUUUGCGGCGCCACUCGUGGGGAGAACGGAGGGCUUAUUGGUCUGGCGGAACUGAGAGAGCGGGUUGCCGCAGGACGUAUGGAUGGCGCUGAUCCCAUUGCUGACGAUGAUAUCCGGCGCGCUGUACAGACGCUUGCUCCGCUAGGCGGUGCGUAUGCUGUCGUGCGUGUAGGUCGAAAGGAGUAUGUGCGGAGUGUACCCCGCGAACUCAACGAUGACCAAGUCUCGGUCGUUGAGGCGGCCCAAGUCCUAGGUUAUGUGAGUGUCAGUAUGCUAAGGGAUAACCUGGGCUGGGAUAGGGCGCGCGCCCGAACCGUGAUAGACGAUCUCGUUGCAGGCGGCAUGCUGUGGGUUGAUAAGCAGACAAAGGGCGAGUGGGAGUAUUGGAGCCCUGGAUUUAUGGCCGAGACUGCUGCUCCGGACCAAGGCGACUGAAGCACCCUAAAACACUGACUUCUCCCUUCUACGGAGUGUCUCGAAACGCGGCAGGCUACACGACUAUUGUGGCAAAGCAGAAGCCCCGACCGCAAUCUCAUAAGACAAAGCAAGAGUACUGGAAACUCAUGAGGCGCCUGUCUUGCUUUGGCCCCUCAUGUAGUCAGGCUACCAGACUUGUCCAACGAGCCUCCAUCACUCACCUCGCAUGCCAUGGUGAGUUGCCCAGCCAAGGGACAUUUCGCGUCUACAAAUAGUCCCGGCUCAGCAGCUCGAAGCCACCAUCAAGAGUUUCCAGACAUGAUGUCAUACGGGAGAUGCGAACAACUCUCCGAAAUGAUAGGGCCCAAGGCCUUUCGCUCCAAGUUUUACUUGUAGACAAAUGUCACUCACGUAUCAGAGUUCUUCUCACAUAUCCUCAAAUUAGGCUCUAACCGGCCAACCAGGUAACUCUACUAUAGAAGGUGUAUAAAAAAGAUAAAAAUACUAGUUCAUUUCAUUAACCAGCAACUCGCACAUACAAACAUACACAUCUUACCACUUCCCCUCCACAUUGCCCUUAUCCUUAACCAGAAUUUCUCUUGUAGAUACAUAUUCAACAACCUGAGUUCAGGACGGGCACCGGUCCAACUCACCCCCUCAUCUCGGGUAUAUACUUGUCAAGCGACACGACCCAUCCGAGCAUGGGUUUCGACAUCAUCCACCCAUCGCCAAGAAGUCAAUGUUAGUUCACUCCUUCGUCACUAGGUUUCCCUCCUCUUUAGGUACUUUAGCCGUUCCUAAUGCCAUCUUGCACCUGGCUUCAUUGGCGUGGCUGAGCUCGGAUCGGCGCUUGAGAUGGAGUCGCUUAGUAGGGAGGGUUGGGGCCACCCAUGCCAGGAGGAGGGUAGUCAUCGGGGCGGCCUGGUCGCAUAUCACCAGCGUUGGAUCGACGGUCGUCACCGAAGUGCUUCUUGCGGAGAGCUGCGAGACGCUUCUUCUUGGUGAUGGUGUUGAUGUAGGUGCCGAUGAUGAAGGACACAAUGUUGAAGAAGGGGACCCAGAGCUGGUCAGGGAGGAACUUUUGAGCAAAAGCCAGGCAGAUAGGCGAGGUGAUCCACGAGACCCGCAUCACCUUCCAGAAGCCGACCUUGACGGUAGCACGAACCUGAUGAAUCUUGGCGCGCAGGCUGGUGCGGCCCUUGAAAGCCUUCUGGAGCGCCCAGAUGAGGAAAUGACCUAGAGGAGCACUGAUGAGAGCACCAUAUGCGGCCAUCUUGGGAACACGAGCGGUGAAGUAGUUGCCGUGCUUGUUGCGGUCCUUGGCGAGCCAUGAAGCGACGAGCUCCUGUGUACCAGCAAGAGUACCAGCGGUGAGCAUCUUGGUGCGCAGAGGAUUGUCUUCAAGCUCUUUGAUGUAAGCCUAUCAGAUCGUCAGUCAUGAUCAAUGUUGUUUUCCUCUCGGAUCUUGCAGAGCCAUAGCAUCAUAGCUUGGGGGAGUAGCUCAUGCGCAUUCUAGCUUCCAGCAUCCUGAGCAGGUAGGGUCGGGUCUCCAACGUACCGCCAGAUAACCCUUAGUACCAGCAUUCUUCAUACCACCGGUCAAAGCUGUACCGAUCACAGCAGAGACGGGGUGGUGGCCCUUUGUGCCGGGAAUCUUGCCAGCCUCGGCCUGGUCAAGCAUGUCGCCCAUCUUUUCAGUGGCAUCGUGGACCUUUUCCGACACCUUGGUGACGGUUUCACUCUUGAAGUCAACCAUGCUUGCUAUUAUUCGGCUAUAUGGCGGUGAUGGUGAAGAGUAUGAUUAAGUGAGAAGCGCGUUCUAGUUGGAGGUCGAGAUAAGAAUAUUAUUUUGAUCCGACUCAGGGUAAAUUGCUCCAGAUUGAAUGAUGCCCUUGAUCUGUUGGAUCUUGGUUUGUGCUCACGGCGCGCUAUGUCCUUUUCGUCGUCGUCGUGAUCGUCGUCGUCGGAUGUUAUCGUCAAAGUCAACACGGCCGCGACGGCGUCAUCAACGGGUCGAGUCAAGGGUCAGACGCGCAAGAGAGACUUUGAUCCAGGUGUCAGUGAGGAUGUCCAAUAUAAACAGGUGGGGUCUAACGAUCGCGGAUCGUUAUUGACAUGGGGAUGAGGGAGGGAAUGUGCGCGCUCGCUCAACAACAGCAGCUGG
This is a messenger RNA of Fusarium verticillioides 7600, 3099 nucleotides long. RefSeq lists its product as hypothetical. Lineage: Eukaryota; Fungi; Ascomycota; Sordariomycetes; Hypocreales; Nectriaceae. Gene Ontology annotation, cellular component: ESCRT II complex. The transcript has 2 exons. The record is from RefSeq and is a predicted model, not a curated record. Gene Ontology annotation, biological process: protein transport to vacuole involved in ubiquitin-dependent protein catabolic process via the multivesicular body sorting pathway. The coding region runs from base 171 to 953 and encodes 260 amino acids.